Molecule: messenger RNA, 429 nt
Organism: Triticum turgidum subsp. durum (durum wheat)
Lineage: Eukaryota; Viridiplantae; Streptophyta; Magnoliopsida; Poales; Poaceae
Source: the annotation of a GenBank genome assembly
AUGGCAUUCAUGUCUCAGCUCAUCCUCUCGGCCGCCGUCCUCCUCGCCGUACUCGCCGCAACCUCGGCCACCGUCGGGACUCAGUGCGUUCCAGGGUCGGACAUUCCAUACAACCCACUACAAGCAUGCCGCGACCUUUUGUCCACUAAAAUAUGCAGCAUAGGGCCCGUGUACGCCUCCGUCGGGAUGUUGAAGAGACGGUGUUGCAACCAGUUGUCGCGCAUCCCAGCAUACUGCCGGUGCGAGGCGCUGCGCAUCCUCAUGGAUGGGGCAGAAACUCCGCAGGGUGUGUUCGAGGACAUGCCCAGUUGCCCAAGGUUUACCAGGAAGUACACCAUGGGCAUUGUCGACCCGGAUGGGUGCAACUUGGAAACCAUCCACGGCAGCCCGCACUGCCCCACUCCGAUCACUAGGGGACUGGACGUGUAA